This is a messenger RNA of Spinacia oleracea (spinach), 1872 nucleotides long. RefSeq names its product choline monooxygenase, chloroplastic-like. The record is from RefSeq and is a predicted model, not a curated record. Gene Ontology annotation, molecular function: iron ion binding; 2 iron, 2 sulfur cluster binding. The transcript is spliced from 11 exons. Lineage: Eukaryota; Viridiplantae; Streptophyta; Magnoliopsida; Caryophyllales; Amaranthaceae. Bases 54 to 1334 code for a protein of 426 amino acids.
AGGCUGAAAAUAAUGAGCAAGCAAGAACUCAAAUUCUCGCUCUCUUAAUCUUGAUGUCAAUUACUCAUAGUAUUACCCAAAACCCACUUACUAAUCAUGUCACCUUGCAAUCCUUUGGAAACAAUUUCAUUCCCAAAAUAGAAAGAUUUCCCAAUCGAAUUCAUCAAGCACCCAUUAAACUCACAAAAUGUCUCUCGAAUUCAUCAUCAAUCCAAUCAACCCACAAAAUUGCCCAUGAAUUUGAUCCCAAUAUUCCAAUUGAAGAGGCUCAAACUCCACCCUGUUCAUGGUAUUUUGAUCCCGAAUUUUAUUCCCAUGAGAUUGAUCGUGUUUUCUACAGUGGAUGGCGAGUUGUAGGAUGCGUUGAUCAGAUAAAGAAUGCUCAUGACUAUUUCACUGGCAGAUUGGGAAAUGUGGAAUAUGUGAUAUGCCGAGAUGGCGUUGGUAAAAUUCAUGCAUUUCACAAUGUUUGUCGGCAUCAUGCUUCUAUUCUUGCUUAUGGAAGUGGUAGAAAAACCUGCUUUGUAUGCCCUUACCAUGGAUGGACAUAUGGCUUAGAGGGAAAUCUUCUUAAGGCUCCAAGAAUUACAGGACUGAGGAAUUUUAAUCCCAAGGAGUAUGGUCUCGUACCAAUUAAUGUUGCAACAUGGGGGCCAUUUGUUGUUGUCAACUUAAGUUCUUCCGAAGAAGAAGUUGAUUAUGGAAAUAUGGAGAAUGACUGGCUAGGUGGUUCAGCUGACCUGCUUAGUAUCAAUGGAGUUGACACCUCUCUGAGUUACAUUUGUAGACGCGAGUACACCUUAGAGUGUAAUUGGAAGGUAUUUUGUGACAAUUAUUUGGACGGUGGAUAUCAUGUUCCAUACGCACACAAAAAUCUUGCUUCUGGGCUGAACCUGGACUCAUACAGCACUGAAAUGUUUGAAAAAGUUAGCAUCCAAAGAUGUGCGAGCUCAUCCACAGAAACUGGAGAGGAUUUUGACAGACUUGGAUCUAAAGCACUCUAUGCUUUUGUUUAUCCCAACUUCAUGAUUAACAGGUAUGGCCCUUGGAUGGACACCAACCUUGUUAUUCCGUUGGGACCGCGGAAAUGUCAAGUAGUGUUUGACUACUUUCUUGACGCGUCAUUGAAGGAUGACAAGGCUUUCAUUGAGAGAAGCCUAAAAGACAGCGAAGAAGUACAGAUAGAAGAUAUCAUGUUAUGUGAAGGAGUACAAAGGGGACUAGAAUCACCUGCAUAUAAUACUGGAAGAUAUGCACCCACUCUCGAGAAACCAAUGCACCAUUUUCAUUGCUUGCUGUACAGGAACCUAACAGAACAGACUCUUCAAUUUUAGGUUUUUUAGGUGUGAUUAUGCUAUUUAAGUUGAUAAUAGAUGAUCUAUGACUUCUUAUGUGUUCACUCUUGGUGGUUUUGCGGCUAAUUAGAAGAGACAACUUUGCAGCCUACAAUGAGUCCGUCUACUGUAUAUAGAAGCAGAGUACAUGGUAUUGACGGAAGCUGCAAAAGAGGAAUUAGGUUCACUCUUGUUCUUUUUUGUUGAAUUUCAAGGUCUUGAAAUUCAGUCUAGUUUGCGUUCAGUUCAGUUCAGUUCAGUUCUAAAGAGCAAUGUCUGUGUGUAACUGUGUAAGUGACAGAAGCACAUUAACAUUUUGCUCUUUAGAGGACAAAAUGUGAGGCACAAGAUUCAAGUUAUUUUCUUCAUCUUUAUUUCAGCAUUUGCCAACUAAUUAUGGUGCACCCGUAAAGUUUGUGUGUUCAUUAACCUAGCAUAGUUUUGUAAUAAUUUUUCCUCAAGAUCUGUAAGACAUGCAUCGUCUCCUGGACCUAACACAUUGUUUGUGAACCACAUAAAGUUUGUGUUUUCUUAUUAA